This is a messenger RNA of Triticum dicoccoides, 1208 nucleotides long. RefSeq lists its product as uncharacterized. The coding region runs from base 187 to 930 and encodes 247 amino acids. Lineage: Eukaryota; Viridiplantae; Streptophyta; Magnoliopsida; Poales; Poaceae. The transcript is spliced from 8 exons. The record is from RefSeq and is a predicted model, not a curated record.
UGGCACCAUCGUCUUCUUCCUCCCCCACCAGCCCAGCUUUCCCCUUCCUUCCUUCCGCACCAAUCCAUCGAUUCGCCUCGGUUUCCCCGGCGACCACGCGAUCCAGAUCUUAUCUCCGCCCGCCGUUCAAGUGAAGGGCCAGGCUCCUCUGUUCCCUUCUCCCCACCUCAGCACCCGCGUCGUUGGAUGGAUGAUGUUUACGGAAGAAUAGAGGUCUUCCCGCAGCACUUCACGCCCAAGAAAGAGCCCAUGGACGCUGCCGAUGGUCUGUCCACAAGUAAGAGCAACAUGGAUCCCUCACCAAGUCCGCGUAGGCGUACUUGGACCCCGAAACGAGUCAAGGGAGCUUCGUCGCUUCUGCAACUCUUGUCUAUCCCUCGCAUUAGGUGGUCUUCCAGCAACGAGGAUGACGACAAGGUUAUCGAGUUGACCAGAGCUGAAGUAGAAUCAUUACGAAGCGAAAUCGCCGAUGCCGAUGAAAGGGAGUCCCAGCUAAAAGCCCGGUUAGAAAAUAUUGAUGAAGUCUUGAGAUACGCACGCCUUUCCGGGUACCUCCAUAUCAGAAGUAGAUGGACUCAGCUUCCUGGGGAGCCACCUAUCAUAGACGACGCCGAUGUCGAUGACUGGCUUCCUCGCUUUGUUGUCCUACAAGGACAGUGUUUAUACUACUAUCUGAAGUCUACAGACCUGAGCCCACAGGAAUCGACGCUGCUGCGCGACGUGGUGGAGGUAGGGCAGCUCCCCAACUUUGUGCCGGAGGACGGGAAGACGAGAUACGCCUUCUUCAUACUGACCCGGCAGGGCCUGAGGUUCGAGUGCUCGAGCAGCUGCGAGAUACAGGUGGAUUCGUGGGUAAGGGCCGUAAAAAGCGACUGCAAACUGGCAGAAGCAGGCGGCGAGGCGAAGAGCAAGACGAGCGGGGGAUGGUGAUGCAAUAUAAGUGUUUGUGCAGGAAACAUGUAGUAGCUGUAAGCUAAACAGAAGGGCCUUGCUUGAGUCUGUACUGUACUGUACUGUACUGUAGGGGCUAUAGGAGUAUAUAUGCAGCUAGCUGUUGCCGGAGAGUGCAGAUGUAUGUGUAUAUAAAUUUCGGAAGCGUGUAAGCAGCUGUAGAUGACAGGCUUCUUUGUGCAGGAUGGUUAACAUGGUUGGUUGGUUGAUUGUUGUUGCAUCUGGGCAGAAUGAAUAAAGUUUCUAUUGUUGUUUUG